AUGGUGUUACUGUCUAUCUCUCUCCGUGCCAUCAUUUUAGCACUCGCUAUAGCUACAACACUAGCAGCUCCAUCUGACGUCCAAGGUCCACUUCAACAAUUAGCAAUUGGAAAUCAACAACUAACGUCAAAUGUAUACAAAGAAAUUCUUAAAACUAAGAAUGGAAGUAUUAUCUUCAGUCCUUUUUCUGCUGAAACCGUAUUAGCGCUGACCUCUGAAGGAGCGAAAGGUGACACUAGAAGCCAGCUAAUAUCUGCACUACACCUUCCAGAAUCACAAGAGACUAUCCAACAAGGAUUUAAGGAACUUUUACCACAACUGAAUAUCAAUAAUGAGUACGCAGUAUUAGCUUCAGCUAAUAAAAUAUAUGUAGCCAACGGUAUCAAGCUAGAAGACGAUUUUAAAAAGACCGCUGAAAGCAUUUACGCAUCAGGACUGGAACAAGUAGAUUUCUCAAACAGUGCAAAGGCAGCCAACAUAAUUAACCAGUGGGUGGAAAGCCAAACAAACAAAAAAAUUAAAGAUCUCAUUAAACCUGAGUAUAUUACCAGCGACACUAUAAUGGCUUUAAUUAAUGCAUUAUAUCUAAGCGCUGAAUGGUCUACAGUUUUUCAAGAUUAUAACACUGUAACAGAUAAAUUCUACAUAACAGCUUCCGAACAGAUAGAUCAACCAACCAUGGCAAUGACUGAAAUAUUUAAAUAUUCUGAAAACAAAGACCUCGACACUCAAUUUUUGGAAAUUCCGUUCAAAGCGAAUGGUCUUGUUUUUAGCGUUGCUUUACCCAACAAAAAAGAUGGCAUAGCUGCCUUAGAAAAUAACAUUGAAAAAGUAUUUGAACCUCAGCAAUAUACUCAUAAACCUGUACAUUUGAGGCUACCAAAAUUUACCGUUGAAACCGAGUUGAAUUUGAAAACCAUUCUUAAAUCGUUGGGUGUUCAAAAGCUCUUCAACUUUGACGCUGAUCUUAGUGGAUUGGCAAAGAACGCCAAAGAGUUACGUGUGUCAGAGGUAAUUCAAAAAGCUUUCAUCAAAGUUGGUGAAAGUGGCGUCGAAGCAGCGGCUGCCACUGCUGUUUUAGUUGAAACCAGGUCCGGACGUUUCUUCAUCGAAAACCCAAUCAAGUUUUUCGCCGAUCAUCCUUUCGUGUACUUUAUUAAAUAUAAUAAUGUUAUAUUGUUUGCUGGAAAGUACAGUCCUUAGGGUGCUCGUCACGACACUACAAUUGUUUGUAUAGUUCCAAUAAUUAACUUAUAAAUGUCAUAAUAUGAUGUGUUCUUUAUGUUAUAAAAUUAUAUUGACCUAAUAAAUAUAAAAAGCUCUUAUACUUUA
Messenger RNA from Diabrotica virgifera virgifera (western corn rootworm), 1332 nucleotides. RefSeq names its product antichymotrypsin-2-like. Gene Ontology annotation, molecular function: serine-type endopeptidase inhibitor activity. The transcript has 2 exons. Bases 1 to 1203 code for a protein of 400 amino acids. NCBI's taxonomy places the organism in Eukaryota, Metazoa, Arthropoda, Insecta, Coleoptera, Chrysomelidae. The record is from RefSeq and is a predicted model, not a curated record.